UAGGCAACAAGACCUGGUCUUGUCUCGAGUGAUUUGAUAAGCAGUUGAUAAUCAACUGUUCAUUAAGUGCUUGGGAUAUAUAAGCCACAAGGUUUUCAGCAUGCCUCUGCACUUGAAUGGUUUGACAGCUCCCUGUUCAGCAGCCCAGCAGUCACUGGAAGAUGUUAUUGACUGCAAAAAUACUUGUUUUUGCUCUGAAUGGUUUCCUAAGAGUGACAACAGGCUUGGACAUUGGAUUAUCCACGAAAUGCGUGGUGAUACCCAAGGAGAUGGGCAUGUGCCACCAGAUUGGAUACUCUGAAAUGAGACUUCCCAACCUGAUGGGACACACAAGCAUGGCAGAAGUUAUCCAAAAAUCCACCACCUGGCAGCACCUUGUAAACACAGACUGUCACCCUCAUGUGAGGACAUUCCUGUGCUCCCUGUUUGCACCCAUCUGUUUAGACACGUUCAUCCAUCCUUGUAGGAGUAUGUGUGUUGCUGUCCGAGACAGCUGUGCCCCCGUGCUCCUCUGCCAUGGACACCCCUGGCCUGCCAGCCUGGACUGUGACCGAUUCCCUGGAGAUGAGGACAUGUGCCUGGCACCUCUUACUAAGGAAUAUAAAUACCUGCACAAAGUCCUACCAAAGCCUACCUGCCAGACCUGUCCAGCAGUGGAGGAAUUCUUUACACACAAAAGAGUUCUUGAAGUUUUCUGUGACAGUAACUUUGCAGUGAAAGUAAAGCUGUCCAAGAAGAGAACAGCAUUCGAGGACCAAGAGUAUAACAUCGAAUGCCAGGUGGAAUUCAUUACCCAGGGCUCACUCUUACCCUAUGAAACUCAGAGUAUGAUACAACAGUGGCUGCUAAUUAAUGAAAAAUGUAUAGAGAGGAUGACUCCAACCCACCGUCCCACGGUGUAUCUCCUUGUGGGGAAUAUUGAAGAGGGCAUCAUUUUAGUAAAACAGGUUUAUCGCUGGCAGAGGAAGGACUCCCAGCUGACUUUGGCCACCCAGAAGUGGAGAUACCAUAAAUGCUUGUAA
Messenger RNA from Catharus ustulatus (Swainson's thrush), 1022 nucleotides. Its product is annotated as secreted frizzled-related protein 2-like. Gene Ontology annotation, molecular function: Wnt-protein binding. The transcript has 4 exons. Gene Ontology annotation, biological process: canonical Wnt signaling pathway; negative regulation of canonical Wnt signaling pathway; non-canonical Wnt signaling pathway. The record is from RefSeq and is a predicted model, not a curated record. Lineage: Eukaryota; Metazoa; Chordata; Aves; Passeriformes; Turdidae. The coding region runs from base 162 to 1022 and encodes 286 amino acids.